Molecule: messenger RNA, 600 nt
Organism: Gloeophyllum trabeum ATCC 11539
Lineage: Eukaryota; Fungi; Basidiomycota; Agaricomycetes; Gloeophyllales; Gloeophyllaceae
Exons: 3
Coding region: 1-600 (199 amino acids)
Source: RefSeq, a predicted model, not a curated record
AUGAGCACUAUCAACCACCUUUGCACUAUUUGCUACUACCCCACCAACCUGUAUUGUGGCCGAUGUGAACGAGUUUACUAUUGUUCGCCGGAGCACCAGCUGAGUGAUUGGCCAAGGCAUAAGGUUGAAUGUGUUCAUGCGCACAGCGAGCCCCCCAACCACAAGCAGAUCGCGACACCCCCGGUGUAUCAACAACCGUUGGUAUCUGUCCUCGCGCUACUUUUUAGCCCCGAGGAGGAAAAUCCGCGUCUUGUCACUGUGCAAUGUACGCCCCAGCCGGAGCCCACGAACGGGUUGUGCCCAACACCAUUGGUGCAAACCUUCUUUCCGGACGACCAAAUCGGCAGUGUUGUGCUUACGCAGGGCUUGAACAAUGAACACUUAAGGUUCCCGCUGCACCUCUUCUACAGCCAGUCGUCUUUGUUAUGCAGGGCAAAUGUUAAUAGGGCGAUCCAGAGGAUAACCUCGGAAGCGGCGGCAAAACCAUGGUUUGGCCCGGCUGUAGUCUUGAAGUUUAAUGGCUCCCGUCGGCAAGGCUACUCGCACGCUGGAGCCAAUGAUCUCCCAACGCUUUCGGCCUACUUCUUGACUUACAAAUAA